GAAGAAGGGACCACUAGCUAAUCUUUUUAGGUUUUUUGUUUCUCUCUGCGCGUCCUGAGGAGAGACGUGUUGAAUUACCAUAAUGACAUUGCACAUGGGAUUUUUUUAUUUAACUCAAACGCUUUAGUUUCUGACAGCGGAACGGGGUAUUUUGUGCACACGGAAGCGGUAGCUUUGGGAACGGAAACCAAAUCUGUAAACAAACGUAACGCACGUUAGCAACAGUUUUAGUAGUGGACUUAAACACAAGUGGGAACCGACUGUGGACUAACUAAACUCAAAGAAGAUGUUUAAAAACACAUUCCAAAGCGGAUUCCUCUCUAUUUUAUACAGCAUCGGCAGCAAACCACUGCAGAUAUGGGACAAAAAGGUGAGGAAUGGUCACAUCAAGAGAAUCACAGACAACGACAUCCACUCGCUGGUGCUGGAGGUCGAGGGGACAAACGUCAGCACUACGUAUAUAACAUGUCCGGCAGACCCCAAGAAGACAUUGGGCAUCAAGCUCCCUUUUCUCGUUAUGAUCAUCAAGAACCUCAAGAAGUAUUUCACCUUUGAAGUCCAGGUGUUGGAUGAUAAAAACGUUCGGCGGCGGUUUCGGGCGAGUAACUACCAAAGCACGACACGAGUGAAGCCGUUUAUCUGCACCAUGCCCAUGAGGCUGGAUGAUGGCUGGAACCAGAUUCAGUUCAACCUGUCGGACUUCACCAGGAGGGCCUAUGGAACCAAUUACAUUGAGACGCUGAGAGUACAGAUCCAUGCGAACUGUCGGAUAAGGAGAGUGUAUUUCUCAGAUAGACUGUACUCGGAGGACGAGCUCCCGGCAGAGUUUAAACUCUACCUGCCUGUCCAGAACCAGAAAGCCAAGUAGAAAUCCUCAACAUGCACUGUUCCCCCAGACCUGAUGUGGAGUUUAGUUGUAAGAUUUUUUUUUUCUGUGCAGACGUAUCAUCAACUUUGAAAAACAACAACUUUGUAUUAUUAUAUUUUCAUUUUGGAACUAUAAGUUUUGAGUGCCGUCUCUCACAAUAAAGAUUUUUAUGGACUCAUCUGUC
Morone saxatilis (striped sea-bass) is the source of this 1052-nucleotide messenger RNA. RefSeq names its product cilia and flagella associated protein 20 (gene cfap20). The transcript is spliced from 6 exons. Lineage: Eukaryota; Metazoa; Chordata; Actinopteri; Moronidae. Gene Ontology annotation, biological process: positive regulation of cell motility; regulation of cilium beat frequency involved in ciliary motility; cilium assembly. The record is from RefSeq and is a predicted model, not a curated record. Gene Ontology annotation, cellular component: motile cilium; ciliary basal body. The coding region runs from base 287 to 868 and encodes 193 amino acids.